AUGAAGCUUAUGGAGUUUGUGGGAACUGGAGGACUUGGUGUGGUAGAGUCUGCAUUGUUUGGUGGCUCACAUCGGAGGAUCGAGUGGGUGGUUCAUCAUUGAUGCUUCAACUGAUGUUGCUGGCGCUGUUUCUGAAAUUCUAUUAAGGUUUUUAUCACAGAAGUUAGAGUUUUGUUGUUUUGUUGUUUUUGAAGUGUUUGAAGUUUUAGAUUUUUUGAUUUUAAACGAGAGAAGUGCGGAAUCUUCCGCUUUAAACUUAAAGAUAAGAUAAGAAUCAUGUCUAUAGCUUGUUCGUUCUGGUACUAG
Molecule: messenger RNA, 306 nt
Organism: Blepharisma stoltei
Lineage: Eukaryota; Ciliophora; Heterotrichea; Heterotrichida; Blepharismidae
Source: the annotation of a GenBank genome assembly